AUGUCGUCAGGCGCCGAUGAAACCGGUGAAACCCCACAUCUUCAAUUCCCCCCUCGCAUGUUCGUCGUUGGUGAUGAACCACUGGGAAUUAGGGUUACUUCAUAUCAUAAACCAUCUGCCAUCACCAAAAUUCUAAACGCUCUAACUGAAGAUGAAAUCGAAGCUAUCCGGAAGACCGCUUUUGGGAAACUGGUGGAAAUUGCCGAUAAACCGUCAUUCUCUGGCCGAUUUGGGAGGUUUCUUAUAUCAAGACAGUUGAAGAUCGUGAAGAAACACGAAGCCUGGUUUCUUUUUGCCGGUAAACCAGUUAGGUUCUCCAUCAGAGAAUUCGCGAUGGUGACCGGCCUCAACUGCCGGAAGUAUCCUACUAAUUCAAAGAAGAGGAGCACGAAGAGUAUAACAGAGAAGCCGUAUUGGGGUGAGCUUUUUGGGUUAAUGACUGAAGUUCAACAUGCCGAGAAGAUUAAAGAUGUUGAUCAGUUCCUUGUGUUCCCGUGGGGGCGGGCUUCCUUUGACAUGCUUAUGAGCAGCAUAAAAGAGAGAGAUGAAGUAUCACUAUUACAGAACACCAUUGCCCUCAAAGGGUUUGUGCUAUCAUUACAGCUUGUAAUGAUUGAAGCUGUUCCUUCACUUACUGAAGUUGUUGAAGAUGGGGGUUCUUCUGCCUCCGACGGCGAUGAAUCUGAUGAUGAAGAUGGAAAGGGAAAGAAAAGUAUCAAUACUGGGCAUGUCAGUGAUAUUGAUACUGUCGCGAAGGCUCACGUUGUUUCUAUUAUCACUGCGGGAGUUGAAGAAUUUCAUCUCAACCCCGAACUCGGAUCUUCCGAUGACGAUGAAGAUGUGCUUGUAGCCAAUUUGGUCAAGUGUGUGGAAGAUGGAUUUGCGUUUGCUAAUUCCCAUUUUAUCGGUGGGGCUACCAAAGCUGACGUGAACCGAAUGCGUGAAGACGGUAAAACAGGAAAAAACCGCUCACGGAAGAACACCAAAGUGAACCUGAAAGAGCCUGUCACGGAUGCCGUCGAUGCUGAUUAUGUUGCAGACAUUGUAAGAAAGAGUGUCUCAGCAGAACUGUGCAAGAUGGGGGAACAAAUCAAGAAUCUCAGUGACAAUGUAACGACCUCGCAUCCGCUUUUUCGCACCGACAUCCAAGGCAUGUUCCAGAAUUUUCAGAGGGAUAUUACGAAGUUUGUCACUCCCCUUUGCACUGCCCCACAUAUUCCCCCACCACUUCCUACCCCACACUCUACUCAAUCUGGAAUGAGAAACCCGUCGGGUAGCACCACUCCUGCAAACGCAAAUAACAUCAUCAAUGAGGCUGUUCGUUUUGCAAAUCAGCACUCACUCCAAACAAAGAAGGGUAUAACGGCCGAAAAAGGGGUAGUCGAAGAAACUAAUGAUGAUGAUGCGGACGUCAAUCUCGAAUCCGAACCGAAUGCCGAUGGCCGUUCAGACACAGAUGAUCCUGCUGUGGAGACCAAUCCUCAUCUACAAGACAGUGUAAAAGCUGAUGUCCUUCCGGACACAAACGCUCCUGCUGUGGAGACCAAUCCUCAUCUACAAGACAGUGUAAAAGCUGAUGUCCUUCCGGACACAAACGCUCCUGCUGUGGAGACCAAUCCUCAUCUACAAGACAGUGAAAAUCACCCAAAAUCAAAAGAACCUACCGAUGUUGGUCAUAGUCGAGUCCCACUCGUGGCUGAAAACGAUCCCAUAUCGAAGGACAGUGGAGACACUAGUCUUGCAUUUCCUAGGCCAACAUUUUCCCUUGGCCUGACGCAGGAAGAUCCUCAACUAUCCAAAACUAGUGCACCUGACAGCGAGGACUAUGGUGAUGAACAUAUGACAGUCGAUCCACCACCCACUUCCAAUGAGAACGAUGCUCCAGCGCCGCUUUACAGGAAAAGCAAGCGUCCACGAGUUGUUCCUAGGUCACUAGUUGGUGAUUACCAGUGUGAUAAACGUAUACUGGUGCAUGCGUGGGAAGCGCAUGUCAAUGCCACUAGAAGGGUCCCCAACAUUAACUACGCUGUGAAAUUCGCUGAACUUUCAUCGAACACAAUAAAACUCGAUGGCUUAUCUCUCACUAGUAAAGAGCUCUCUGCAAUUGUUUACAUGUCUACGCACUUACCCCCACAGGUUCUUGACGUCCUCAUUCAUCAUACGCGUUCAGUUUUCCAAUCCCAUCCAGUCUCGCUCCAAUCAAAGAACUCUGUUUUUCUGGACACAAAGUUUGUCUCACUCCUUGCUAAGACAUUUGCCAAGUUCUCCAAAGCAUCUAAGAAAGAGAUUUUUCGAUUUCCAGCCGCAUUAGCUGACUAUUUAGUUCAAGAUUUCCCAAUUGAUGAAGCUAAUCGUUUCUACUUCCCUUUCAAUUUUGACAAGAAGCAUUGGGUUGGUGUUUGCGUUGACUCAUCCCUAGGCCAGGUUUCUGUUUUAGACUCCAACACCUCUCUCAGGACAGACGGGAUGAUCACGUCAGAAAUGCGUUCUAUUUCACAGAUGUUUCCUUACAUACUGAGACAAGCUGGGAAACAAAUUAGUUCCAAAGACAUGAAGACAUUCACCAUCGACAGACCUCGUUCCAUCCCUCAGAACACCACCUCGUUUGACUCGGGUGUUACUUCUAUUUUAAUAAUCCAAGCUCACGCGGUUGGGGGUCUCGAAGUCUGCAAAUGCAUCACACCUGAUGUGCUAGACAUUGAGGUGGAGCGCCUCGCAGUUAUGAUCUAUGAAGAAAACAUUGGAGUCAUCUGA
Brassica oleracea var. oleracea is the source of this 2754-nucleotide messenger RNA. RefSeq lists its product as uncharacterized. The transcript is spliced from 10 exons. Lineage: Eukaryota; Viridiplantae; Streptophyta; Magnoliopsida; Brassicales; Brassicaceae. The record is from RefSeq and is a predicted model, not a curated record. The coding region runs from base 1 to 2754 and encodes 917 amino acids. Gene Ontology annotation, molecular function: cysteine-type peptidase activity. Gene Ontology annotation, biological process: proteolysis.